AUAAUUUUCGGAGUUCAUUGUCUCCGAUCACCGUCACCUUCUACUUCGAGUAAUCUUCUACUGAGAAAACUUUUUCUAGUUUUCCAGAAUCUUCACAAGAAGUAAUGUUGGUUCAGCUUCCUCGCUUAACGAACUCUCUCCGAGACCCCUUCGAUGUCGACCAUGCCUAUCUCCGACGCAAACUCAUCCUCCAAAACCACAACCCUCGCAGUGAUGCCAAUUCGGUUGAGGAAUCAGAGCUUGCACGGAAGAUAGUUCAUGGGUGGGACGAAGCUUCCAUUGAAGUGUGUCAAGCAUAUAAACACUUUAUUGCUGCAGUGGUUGAGUUGAUAGAUGGUGAAGUGGCCUCAGAAUAUUUCCGUGAGGUGGCGUUAUUGGUUUAUAAUCUUUUUACAGGCCCCAGAGAUGAGUAUGAAGAUGAUACGAGGAUUGCCGAGAAAAAGUUGGAAUUGCAAAAACUUCUUGGUUAUGUGGUCUCAGAUGCUAAUCUGCAGAAAGUUGCCUCUCUAGCACAGAGGCUUUUCAAUUUGCAGCCUAACAACCUUGUGACUGGACUUGUUCAUGAAAGGCAAGUACCUGGGAGUGGUGAUGAUGUAGAAUUUGGUGCUAACCUUGCUUUCCAAGCACCUUCUCGGUUUUUGGUGGAUGCAUCUUUGGAAGAUGAGGAAUUUUUGGGGGAGGAAAGUGCUCCACCUUCUUCAGGACGUGAUAGAUGGUAUGAUCAUACUGCCUCUACACAUGAUCAUUCUGCUGUUGACCGGCGGAACUUCACUUUGAGAUGGUUAAGAGAUGCUUGUGAUGGAAUAGUCAGAGGCAGUACUUCACAGCUUUCCCAAGAUGAAUUAGCAAUGGCCAUUUGCCGGGUGCUUGAUUCGGACAAACCUGGUGAGGAGAUAGCUGGUGAUUUGUUGGAUCUUGUUGGGGAUAAUGCGUUUGAAAUGGUUCAAGAUAUUAUAUCGCAUCGAAAGGACCUUACUGAUGCUAUACAUCAUGGCUUGCUGGUGCUGAAAUCUGAAAAAGCAGCUUCGAAUUCACAAUCACGUAUGCCUAGUUAUGGCACUCAGGUUACUGUUCAAACAGAGUCUGAGCGGCAGAUUGAUAAACUUCGGCGCAAAGAGGAAAAACGACAUAGACGUGGAAGUGAAUAUGGGGUUGAAGAUAAUAUGUUGGCUGCAAAUUUUUCUUCUUUACUUGAAGCUAGUGAAAACAAGAGUCCAUUUGAUGGUCUAAUUGGGAGUGGAGAAGGCCCACACUCAUUACCAGUUACUGCCCUUCCUCAAGGAACUCUCAGGAAGCAUUACAAGGGUUAUGAAGAAGUCAUAAUCCCACCAACUCCAACAGCACAAUUGAAACCUGGAGAAAAACUGAUUGAUAUAAAGGAGUUAGAUGACUUUGCUCAAGCUGCUUUCCAUGGCUACAAAUCACUUAACCGUAUCCAGAGCCGGAUUUUCCAAACUGUUUAUUACACUAAUGAGAAUGUACUGGUUUGUGCUCCAACAGGAGCUGGCAAAACAAAUAUAGCUAUGAUUGCUAUUCUACAUGAGAUUGGCCAGCACUUCAAGGAUGGCUACUUGCAUAAAAAUGAAUUUAAGAUAGUUUAUGUUGCUCCAAUGAAGGCAUUAGCUGCAGAGGUCACAUCAACAUUUAGUCAUCGGUUAUCUCCAUUGAAUAUAUCCGUAAGAGAACUUACUGGAGACAUGCAACUUUCUAAGUAUGAGCUUGAAGAAACUCAGAUGAUAGUGACCACACCUGAGAAAUGGGAUGUCAUUACUCGUAAGAGCAGUGACAUGUCACUCUCGAUGCUUGUAAAGCUCUUAAUUAUUGAUGAAGUGCAUCUUUUGAAUGAUGAUAGAGGGGCGGUAAUAGAGGCAUUAGUUGCUCGGACCCUUCGCCAGGUUGAGUCAACACAGACCAUGAUACGUAUCGUUGGCCUUUCGGCCACUCUACCCAAUUAUUUGGAGGUUGCUCAGUUUCUGAGGGUGAAUCCCGAGGCAGGACUAUUCUACUUUGAUUCUAGCUAUCGACCAGUGCCUCUCGCACAACAGUAUAUUGGAAUUAGUGAGCAGAACUUUCUUGCUCGCACUGAACUUUUAAAUGAGAUAUGCUAUAAUAAGGUUGUUGAUUCAUUGAGGCAAGGGCAUCAAGCAAUGGUUUUUGUUCAUUCACGAAAAGACACUGCAAAAACUGCUGAGAAACUGAUUGAGCUUGCGCGAAGGAAUGAUGAUGUAGAGGUUUUUCAGAAUGAAACACAUCCACAGUUUUCCUUAGUCAAGAUGGAAGUCAUGAAAUCCAGAAACAAAGAUUUGGUUGAAUAUUUUGGGUUUGGGGUUGGUAUUCACCAUGCUGGUAUGUUACGUGCUGAUAGAGGUCUAACUGAGCGGCUUUUCUCUGAUGGCCUUUUGAAGGUUCUUGUUUGCACAGCAACUUUGGCAUGGGGAGUAAAUCUACCUGCUCAUACUGUUGUGAUUAAGGGGACUCAAUUAUAUGAUCCAAAGGCAGGUGGAUGGCGAGAUCUGGGCAUGCUUGAUGUGAUGCAGAUCUUUGGACGUGCUGGAAGACCUCAGUUUGACAAAAGUGGUGAAGGCAUCAUAAUAACAUCUCAUGACAAACUAGCCUACUAUCUACGGUUAUUGACAAGUCAACUACCCAUAGAAAGUCAGUUUAUUAGCUCCUUGAAAGAUAAUUUGAAUGCAGAAGUGGCAUUGGGUACUGUUACAAAUGUUAAGGAAGCUUGUGCAUGGCUCGGGUAUACAUACCUUUUUAUAAGGAUGAGGCUGAAUCCUUUGGCAUAUGGCAUUGGAUGGGAUGAGGUCAUUGCAGAUCCUUCUUUGAGUUUAAAGCAGAGAGCUUUUGUAACAGAUGCUGCACGUGCACUAGACAAAGCAAAAAUGAUGCGGUUUGAUGAGAAAAGUGGGAACUUUUACUGUACAGAGCUUGGUCGAAUUGCUAGCCACUUUUAUAUUCAAUACUCCAGUGUUGAAACUUACAAUGAAAUGUUGAGACGCCACAUGAAUGACAGCGAGGUAAUUGACAUGGUAGCCCAUUCUUCUGAGUUUGAAAACAUUGUUGUUCGAGAGGAGGAACAAAAUGAGCUAGAAAUGUUGGCACGUACAUCAUGCCCCUUAGAAAUUAAGGGUGGUCCUUCAAAUAAACAUGGAAAAAUUUCAAUUCUUAUUCAGUUGUACAUAUCUCGGGGUUCAAUAGAUAGUUUUUCAUUGAUUUCUGAUGCUGCAUACAUAAGCGCAAGUUUGGCUCGCAUCAUGCGAGCGUUAUUUGAAAUUUGUUUGCGCAGAGGGUGGUGUGAGAUGUGUUCCUUCAUGUUGGAUUACUGCAAGGCUGUGGAUCGCCAAGUUUGGCCACAUCAACAUCCCCUCAGACAAUUUGACAAGGAUCUUUCAUCAGACAUACUACGGAAGCUUGAAGAUCGUGGGGCUGACUUAGAUCGCCUCUACGAUAUGCAGGAAAAAGACAUUGGUGCCCUGAUUCGUUAUGCAUCUGGUGGAAAGUUGGUUAAGCAAUACUUAGGAUAUUUCCCAUCGAUCCAGUUGUCUGCAACUGUAAGUCCAAUCACCAGAACUGUUUUGAAGAUUGAUCUGCUCAUAGCUUCAGACUUCGUAUGGAAGGAUCGUUUUCAUGGUGCAGCACAACGUUGGUGGAUCCUGGUUGAGGACUCUGACAAUGACCACAUCUACCACUCUGAGAAUUUCACACUGACAAAGCGGAUGGCAAGAGGGGAGCCUCAGAAGCUUUCGUUCACUGUGCCAAUAUUUGAACCACAUCCACCUCAAUACUACAUUCGUGCUGUUUCUGAUUCUUGGUUGCAGGCAGAGGCCUUCUACACUAUAUCUUUCCAUAAUCUAGCACUGCCAGAGGCUCGUACUUCCCACACAGAACUUCUAGAUUUGAAACCUCUUCCUGUGACUUCACUUGGCAACAGAACUUAUGAACUCUUGUACAAAUUUUCACACUUCAAUCCCAUUCAAACACAGACUUUUCAUGUCCUGUAUCACACAGACAACAAUGUCCUCUUAGGAGCUCCUACUGGAAGUGGAAAAACGAUAUCUGCUGAGCUUGCUAUGCUUCAUCUCUUCAACACUCAGCCUGAUAUGAAGGUUAUUUACAUAGCACCUCUGAAGGCUAUUGUUCGGGAAAGAAUGAUUGAUUGGAAAAAGCGUAUUGUCUCUCAACUUGGAAAAGAGAUGGUUGAGAUGACUGGGGAUUAUACUCCAGACUUGAUGGCCCUCAUGUCAGCAGAUAUCAUAAUUUCUACGCCCGAAAAAUGGGACGGUAUCAGUCGUAACUGGCAUAAUCGAGGCUAUGUUAAAAAGGUUGGGCUUAUGAUUUUGGAUGAGAUCCACUUACUUGGAGCUGAUCGUGGACCCAUUCUUGAGGUUAUUGUUUCAAGGAUGAGAUACAUAUCAUCACAAACAGAGAGGACAGUGCGGUUUGUAGGACUUUCAACUGCUUUAGCAAAUGCAGGUGACUUGGCUGACUGGUUGGGUGUUGGUGAAAUUGGACUCUUCAAUUUCAAGCCUAGUGUGAGGCCUGUCCCUCUUGAAGUUCAUAUCCAGGGAUACCCUGGUAAAUUUUACUGCCCAAGGAUGAAUAGCAUGAAUAAACCAGCAUAUGCUGCCAUUUGCACCCAUUCUCCUAUGAAACCAGUUCUUAUAUUUGUUUCAUCUCGUCGCCAGACAAGGCUUACUGCACUAGAUCUUAUUCAGUUUGCAGCUUCAGAUGAACACCCAAGGCAAUUUCUGAGCAUUCCAGAAGAAGCACUACAGAUGGUUCUUUCUCAGGUUACUGAUCAGAACCUAAGGCACACCUUGCAAUUUGGCAUUGGCCUACACCAUGCAGGAUUAAAUGACAAAGACAGAUCUCUGGUUGAGGAACUUUUUUCAAACAACAAGAUUCAGGUCUUGGUUUGUACUAGCACACUAGCCUGGGGUGUAAACCUUCCAGCUCAUCUAGUUAUAAUCAAGGGAACAGAGUUUUAUGAUGGAAAGGCCAAAAGAUAUGUUGACUUUCCUAUCACAGAUAUCUUGCAAAUGAUGGGGCGUGCAGGCCGACCACAAUAUGACCAACAUGGGAAAGCAGUCAUUCUUGUUCAUGAACCUAAAAAGAGCUUUUAUAAAAAGUUCCUUUAUGAACCGUUUCCAGUUGAGAGUAGUCUGAGGGAGCACUUUCAUGAUCACAUCAAUGCAGAGAUAGUUUCUGGAACAAUUUGUCAUAAAGAGGACGCCAUGCACUAUCUCACCUGGACUUAUUUAUUUCGCAGACUAAUGGUUAACCCAGCUUAUUAUGGCUUAGAUGAUACAGAUCCUGAGAUUCUAAGUUCAUACUUGUCACGGUUAGUGCAAAACACUUUCGAGGAUCUGGAAGACAGUGGAUGCAUCCAGAUGAAUGAAGAUAAUGUCGAGCCUAUGAUGUUGGGUUCAAUAGCAUCUCAGUAUUACCUUAGCUACAUGACUGUGUCAAUGUUUGGUUCUAACAUAGGCCCUGAUACAUCACUUGAAGUUUUCCUUCAUAUUCUAUCUGGUGCUUCUGAGUAUGAUGAGCUUCCUGUGCGGCAUAAUGAGGAAAAUUACAAUGAAGCACUAUCUGCGAAAGUUCCAUGUAUGGUGGAUAAGAAUCGCCUAGAUGAUCCACAUGUCAAAGCAAAUUUGCUAUUUCAGGCACAUUUUUCUCAGCUAGAGUUGCCCAUCAGUGACUAUAUCACAGACUUGAAGUCAGUAUUGGAUCAAAGUAUACGUAUUGUGCAGGCAAUGAUAGAUAUAUGUGCUAACAGUGGAUGGCUUUCAAGCACAAUUACUUGUAUGCAUCUCUUGCAAAUGAUCAUGCAGGGUUUAUGGUUUAGUGAGACUUCUUGCCUAUGGAUGUUGCCCUGCAUGACUAAUGAACUUGAGGGUUCACUGACCAGAAGAGGAAUCUCAAAAGUGCAGCAACUGUUAGAUCUUCCCAAGGCAACUUUGCAGGCUUUGAUUAAUAAUUUCCCUGCUUCAAGAUUAUAUCAGGAUCUGCAGUAUUUCCCCCAUGUUCGUGUGAUAUUAAAGCUUCAGAGAAAGGACGCUAAUGGUGGAAAGUCUCCCACUCUGAAUAUUAGAUUGGAAAGAAUGAAUUCCAAACGGAAAUCCUUGAGAGCUUUUGCCCCUCGAUUCCCAAAGGUCAAAAACGAAGCUUGGUGGCUGGUUCUUGGUAACACCUCAACCUCCGAACUCUUUGCUCUGAAGAGAGUUAGUUUUGCUGACCGCUUAGUCACCCACAUGAAGUUACCAUCAUCAACUCCAACCAAUCUCCAGGGAAUGAAGCUGAUUUUAGUUUCAGAUUGUUAUCUUGGGUUUGAACAAGAGCACUCCAUCGAAGAACUUGAUGGAUCUCAGCAACUGUAAUCAGGAAUCUUGACUAGUUUUGGACCCAAGACAUCCAAAUAUCACAAGAUUUUGAAGCUUCCAAUCAUAGGUAUUUGUAAAUUUAACAUCGAACCUCACCUUCUUCAUCAACACCAAGAGACAAAACAGUAUUUCUAGGUACAACUAAUUAUUCCCCUAGAAUGAAAAGAGUGGCCAAACCAAUUGCUCUUAAGUUCCCUAGCUUCUAAUCUCUCCAUUUACAUGUCAGAUACCUAGUUUUUUGAAGAGAUUUAAUGCCAUCUUGGUUGAUAUAAAGAGUAAUACAGUUACUGCUUAGUUGCCUUCAUUUUGGAAUACUAUUUAUUAGUCUGUGUUUCAGUCAUCUAUUAAGUAUGAAGGAUGAUUGUAAGUUAAAUUGCAAUACCAGAAGAAAAACUUGUCAUCUGUA
Messenger RNA from Vitis riparia (riverbank grape), 6795 nucleotides. Its product is annotated as DExH-box ATP-dependent RNA helicase DExH14. Gene Ontology annotation, molecular function: ATP hydrolysis activity; ATP binding; nucleic acid binding. The coding region runs from base 105 to 6386 and encodes 2093 amino acids. The record is from RefSeq and is a predicted model, not a curated record. The transcript is spliced from 49 exons. Lineage: Eukaryota; Viridiplantae; Streptophyta; Magnoliopsida; Vitales; Vitaceae.